GCCACAAAAAAUAAUAACAUUAAAAGGAAGUAGGAUUUGGACCGGAAACCGAAACAAAAAAGCACAGAAUGGAACGCCUUAGAUUGUCCCGCAGCCGCGAAGUGCGAAUUGGAAGCUACAAAGUGCUCCGCAAGAUCGGUAGUGGCUCCUUCGGUGAUAUAUAUCUGGCGAUCUAUAUCCAUAGUGGCGAGCGGGUGGCCAUCAAGGUGGAGAGCACAAGGGUGAAGCAUCCGCAGUUGAACUACGAGCGCCGCCUCUACCGCGCUCUACGCGCAGCUCCUGGCCUGCCGCGGAUACGAUACUUCUGCAAAGAGCAGCACUAUCAGGCCAUGGUAAUGGAUCUGUUGGGACCCUCGCUGGAGCAACUGUUCCAGUUCUGCGAAAGGGCCUUCACCAUCAAGACAGUGCUGCUCCUGGCCGAGCAAAUGCUGCGCCGGGUGGAGUACGUUCAUUCGCGAGGAUUCCUGCACCGAGACAUUAAGCCGGACAACUUCCUAAUGGGCAUCGGCAAAAUGUGCAAGCAGGUCUACCUAGUUGACUUCGGGCUGGCGAAGAAGUAUCUGGACAUCACCAGCGGCGUUCACAUCCCCUACCGGGAGAAUCGCAGUCUGACGGGAACGGCCCGGUACGCCUCCAUCUGCGCCCAUGCCGGCGUCGAGUCGUCACGGAGGGACGACCUGGUGGCCGUCGGCUACGUCCUGAUGUACUUCAACCGGGGCAGCCUGCCUUGGCAGGGCCUGAAGGCCUCCAACAAGCAACAGAAGUACGAGAGGAUCUACGAGAAGAAAAUCUCCGUCUCGGUGGAGGCGCUCUGCGAGGGCUAUCCUUGCGAGUUCACCAUGUACCUGAACUACUGCCGCGGGCUCGGCUUCUACGAACGCCCCCAAUACGACACCAUGUGCCGCAUGUUCCGGAUGCUCCGCCAGGGCCUCAACCUUCGCCCGGGCCUCAUCUACGACUGGGACAUGCUAACAAUGAAGUUCCACAACAGCCAGGAUAAUCCGGGAGUCGGAAAGCGGGUCUUUCCUCCGGCCCAGGCCAUAGACGACGGGAAGAGCGGAGAGCCGAUUGUCAAGGACGAGAAGUGCAAUCGCUGGCCCUAAUCUGGACUGCACUAUGUCCUUCAAAUUAGAAGUAGGUUCCCUCAAAUUCCCAAAAAGGCCUUCCCGGUUCAAGUCAUCUAUUAAGGAGCUAUUGAAAACUCGAUAAAUCAGUAGUGUAAUUUUUAGGAAAAAGGCUUUAAAUAUUUUUUGACUACAAAUCCUUAGUGAUACUCUGUGAAAAAAUAAAUAGAUAUAGGACCUUUUUUUAGGAGUAUAUCAAGCUAAGCAUCGAAAA
Messenger RNA from Drosophila bipectinata, 1338 nucleotides. RefSeq names its product casein kinase I. The record is from RefSeq and is a predicted model, not a curated record. Gene Ontology annotation, biological process: negative regulation of canonical Wnt signaling pathway; signal transduction; peptidyl-serine phosphorylation. Gene Ontology annotation, molecular function: ATP binding; protein serine/threonine kinase activity. Lineage: Eukaryota; Metazoa; Arthropoda; Insecta; Diptera; Drosophilidae. Gene Ontology annotation, cellular component: nucleus; cytoplasm.